Molecule: messenger RNA, 807 nt
Organism: Thermochaetoides thermophila DSM 1495
Lineage: Eukaryota; Fungi; Ascomycota; Sordariomycetes; Sordariales; Chaetomiaceae
Product: phosphate oxidase-like protein
Exons: 2
Coding region: 1-807 (268 amino acids)
Biological process (GO): pyridoxine biosynthetic process
Molecular function (GO): pyridoxamine phosphate oxidase activity; FMN binding
Source: RefSeq, a predicted model, not a curated record
AUGGCGCUGCACCCGUCGCAGAACGUGGCCAAGCUGAUAUUCGCCCCGACCGGUACGCCCAAGCCCUUCGAGCCGAGCGGCGCCACCGGCCAGGCAGCGCAAUUCCUCAAAGCUGAACUAAUCGGCGGUCUACGCCGCGCCCAUCUCAAUCCCGACGACCCGAUCGCCCAAUUCCACGACUGGUUCCGUCAAGCCUCGCAGCCCGAGUCUGGCGUCGGCCAUCCCGAAACCUGCACCUUCGCCACGGCCCAGCUCCCCUCCGGCCGCGUCUCGGCCCGCAUGGUGUACCUGAAGGAGCUCGACACCAAGGGCUUCGUCAUCUACAGCAACUGGGGCACGAGCGGCAAGGCUCGCGACUUGUUUGGCUCAGCCGACGGCAGCAGCGUGGGCAACCCGUGGGCGUCGCUUGUUUUUUGGUGGGAGCCGCUGGAGAGACAAGUGCGUGUGGAGGGUAAGGUGGAGAGGUUGACGGCGGAAGAGAGUCAGGCCUAUUUCUCCACGCGCGUGCGUGGUUCCCAGAUUGGGGCCUGGUCGAGUCGGCAGAGUGUGGUGUUGAAGCCGAACCCGGAGAUUUUGGGCGACGACGGACGCGCGCAGCUCGAGGCGUGGGUGAGGGAAACGGAGCAGAGGUUUGAGGGUACAGACGAUAUCCCUGUGCCUGACUUUUGGGGCGGCGUGCGCAUCGUGCCCGAGCGCUUUGAGUUCUGGCAGGGGCGGCAGAACCGUCUACACGACCGUUUCGUGUAUGAUCGCGUGCGUGGGGAGGACGGCGUGGAUCGUUGGACGCUGGAGAGGUUGAGUCCGUAG